Aphanomyces astaci is the source of this 1510-nucleotide messenger RNA. RefSeq lists its product as hypothetical. The transcript has 2 exons. The coding region runs from base 17 to 1393 and encodes 458 amino acids. Gene Ontology annotation, cellular component: membrane. The record is from RefSeq and is a predicted model, not a curated record. Lineage: Eukaryota; Oomycota; Saprolegniomycetes; Saprolegniales; Verrucalvaceae. Gene Ontology annotation, biological process: intracellular zinc ion homeostasis; zinc ion transmembrane transport. Gene Ontology annotation, molecular function: zinc ion transmembrane transporter activity.
CUUCGGAAAAACUGGAAUGAAGCUUGGAAGGAUUGUGGCACUGGGCCUGCUGCUGGCGGCGUCAAGCACGGCCGAGCACGAUCACAGCCAUGUGCACAGCCAUGAUCACCAACAUGACCACCAUGAUCAUCACCACCAUGACCCCCAUGCCAAGAACCACCACCUUGACCAAGACACCGCAGUCGACGCGACAUCGUCCAAGCAAGAGGAGGUGGUAGAAGUUGUCGUCGAUGAUGUGGGCCAUACUCAUCAUGUAGACCAUACAUCUCGCGAAGAAGGCCAUAGCCACCAACAUGAUGAAGACCACGGCCAUUCCCACGAUCACCGAGAUCUUCGCCGCCCCAUUCCCGGCCCAGUGGAAUCGUCGGUCGCCCCUUCGGACCAUUCUCACGAACACGCCCAUGAACACUCUCACUCCCAUGACCAUUCGUCGAACAACCAUGCGCACCACGGCCACGCGGACGCGGCGUCAUUGCUAGAGGGGAAGCUCCCAACACCAAGCGACGACCAUCGCUUCGACGCGUCGUUGUGGGCGGAAGCAUUGUUCGCGACGGCAUUGGUGGGUCUCGCGCCUGUGCUGUUGCUCUUCUUCAUUCCGUUGGGUCGGGUGAACUUGGCCUCGCAACAGCCGCUGCUUCGCAUCUUCCUCGCGUUUGCUGCGGGCGGGUUGCUGGGCGACGCGCUGCUGCAUCUGUUGCCCCAUUCGAUUCCCACUGGUCAUCACGAUCAUGACCACAGUCAUGACCAUGCUGAAAGUGAAGCAGGUCAUAGCCAUUCCGUGGCUGACUUGGCGCCGUAUCUGUGGAUGUUGGCGGGGCUCAUGACGUUCUUGAUGCUGGAAAAGUUUGUCCGAGCGCAAACCCGUGGCGGCGGACACGGCCAUUCUCAUGGCGGUCCCCGUGAAGAAGCAAAGAAGAAACCAUCCAACAAAGCCGAGACCGAAGGGGGUCCCGUGAUUGCCGCCGCCGCCUAUUUGAAUUUGGCGGCGGACUUUUCGCAUAAUUUCACCGACGGGUUGGCGAUUGGGGCGACGUUUGUCCACGGCCGAAGUAGCGGGUGGCAGACGACGGUGGCCAUGUUGCUGCAUGAAGUGCCCCAUGAGAUUGGCGACUUUGCUAUCCUCAUUCAGUCGGGGUUCACGCGAUCCCAAGCCAUGUGGACGCAAGUGUACACUGCGCUUGGGGCAAUGGUGGGCACGGCGGUGGGGCUCCUGAUUGAAGCGCAGACGGCGGCGUGGAUCACGCCGUUUACUGCCGGCGGGUUUGUGUACAUUGCAUGCACGAGCGUGUUCCCCGAGCUGCUCGAGGAUUCGUCGUUGCUCCAGUCGUUGCUGCAGUUGCUGGCCAUGGCCACGGGAGUUGCGCUCAUGCUGCUCAUUGCGCUCUACGAAUAAAGACAAUGCUACCAUGCUAAUGCACCAGUCGACUUUUUAUAUAUACACCAUUGCUAGGAGUCUGCCGGUGACCAAAUAUAACAAAAAACAAAAUAGUAGUCCAUUUGUACUCCAAUA